Molecule: messenger RNA, 546 nt
Organism: Suillus fuscotomentosus
Lineage: Eukaryota; Fungi; Basidiomycota; Agaricomycetes; Boletales; Suillaceae
Exons: 3
Coding region: 1-546 (181 amino acids)
Source: RefSeq, a predicted model, not a curated record
AUGGGCUGGAAAUAUGCACCAUAUGGCCUUUGGAAGUCCCCCAUCACAGCCAAUGCUAUUUCUCAGGAUAGUGUCGGCUUGGCCGCCAUUCUUGUAGAUCCAGUCACAAAGGAUAUCUACUGCAUUGAACAGCGUGCAUCGGAGGGUGGUCAAUGCAUGGUUAUUAGUAACAAGACUCAAAAGGAAGUCUUCGGCAAGGACUUCAAUGCGUGCACGCGCGUUUAUGAAUAUGGUGGAGGUGCCGCAAUUGCUUAUAAUGGGACUGUGUACUCUUCAAACUUCAUGGACUUCCAUAUCUAUGCUGCAAAAGAUGGGAAUAUCAAACCAAUCACUCCAGAGGAUCCAAACAAGCUUUAUCGCUAUGCAGAUUUCUGUGUACACCCAGUCCACACUGAUCUACUCGUCGCUAUUUUAGAAGACCAUACCAACGACACGCCGCGUACUGUGCACAAUUCUCUUUGUAUCUUCAACUCCUCAGCUGCCACUGUCACAUCUUUGGUUUCCACCAAGGAUGCAGAAAUUGAGUUCUAUGCAGCACCAAUGUGA